CUGUCAAAUGUCCGGACAUGUCCAGUCCCCACACGGUGGAAUGACCUGCGACAGCGGCUACUUUUUCCGGUAUCCUGAAGUCUGCAACUUUACCUGCGACCGAGGCUACGAGCUCACGACUCCUACAAGCAGCAGCGAGAGACGCUGUCGGGCUGAUGCAACCUGGUCUGGAAACAACGCUGUGUGCAUCGGCGUUCAGUGCCCAGCCCUGUCCAUUCCAGCCAAUGGGAGAAUGUCCUGUGAUAACGGCUCCUCCUUCCGGUUUCCUGAGAACUGCAGUUUCUCCUGUGACCCAGGCUACGAGCUACAAGUGAGCGGCAACAACAGUAGGACCUGCCAAGCCGAUGGUACAUGGUCUGGGGGUGAUGUCACGUGUAUAGCUCCGGACAACAGAGGCACCGAGUUCAUGGUUGGGUUUCUCCAGAACGCCUACACUGGAUCUUCAGAUCCGGAGCUUGAGUUGUUCAUCACCAGCGCAAGUUCCACUCCCGCCUCAGUCACCGUUUCUGCCCCUUAUGUGGGUUUUACCCGCCACCUUACGGUCACAAAUGCAGCAGUGCAGGUCGUGAAGUUAUCGGAGUCCCUCGCACUAAGCGGUAACGAAAAGGCACAGAAGGGUGUUUCCAUAACAUCAGAUACAGAAAUCAUCGUAUACGGUGUCAACAAGGUAUAUGCUUCAACGGACGGGUUCCUUGGUCUCCCAAAAGAUGUCCUUGGAAACGAAUAUUUUGUAGCUUCAUACAUCCCGUAUCAGCCGUCAGAAUUUGGCAUUUUUGGUACUGAAGACAGCACCAAUGUUAGGAUCACUUUACGGGGAAAUACUGUGUAUGAAGGAGUGCCUUACUCCCCUGGAAGUGUGGUAAGGUUGGUUCUGAACAAAUUUGAAGCUGUUCAGUUCCAGGGAUCUGACCUUACAGGUACGCACAUCACAUCAAACAAGCCUGUUACCCUCAUGUCUGGUGUUCAGUGUGUCAACGUCCCAGCUGGAGUCAGUGCUUGUGACCACAUCGUGGAGCAAAUCCCCCCUGUGGACUCCUGGGGCAGACAGUUUGUAACAGUCCCUCUUGCUGUCCGUACGAGAGGCGACAUUUUCCGCAUCGUCGCUGCCAGAGACGGCACCAUAGUCAGUGUGACGGGACAUCCAGCUAGAUUGCUUCAUUCGGGGGACUUUUUGGAGCUGGAUGUUCCGUCUAACGUCUAUCAGUUCAUCACGUCAUCCAAGCCGAUCAUGGUUCUGCAGUACAACAAGGGAACCGCCGCUGACGGUGUCAAUACAGACCCGUUCAUGAUGUACGUUCCCCCAAUUGAACACUUUGCCGCUGACUAUACUUUCACCACUGUAGAUGCCGUGGGCUCAGUGUUUGACAACUACAUCAACGUUGUCAUAAAAACCGCCGAGAAAUCCGGACUCCUCUUUGACGGACGCCCUCUUCCAUCCUCCAUAUCAUGGGUACCAAUUCCUGGCACAGACCUGUCCGCUGCACAACUGCACAUCACCACGGUUGGCACUCACAAGAUCAAGCACAACUCCCCCCUCGUCACCUUCUCUGUUUUCUACUACGGCUACUCCUACUAUGACUCAGUCGGCUUUCCUGGGGGCACGCGGUUUGCACAUAUCUCUACCAAUUCCUAGAUAGCCAGAGUACAGCUAGUAGAUGGGACUGAAGAAUUAGUUGCUAUAUUAGAUAGUAGAUAUAGUAUUGCCAUCACUAAUGGUUUAAACCUCGC
Messenger RNA from Branchiostoma belcheri (Belcher's lancelet), 1728 nucleotides. RefSeq names its product IgGFc-binding protein-like. The record is from RefSeq and is a predicted model, not a curated record. The annotation marks the transcript as partial. Lineage: Eukaryota; Metazoa; Chordata; Leptocardii; Amphioxiformes; Branchiostomatidae. The transcript has 3 exons.